Panthera uncia (snow leopard) is the source of this 1169-nucleotide messenger RNA. RefSeq names its product G protein-coupled receptor 62 (gene GPR62). Bases 78 to 1169 code for a protein of 363 amino acids. Lineage: Eukaryota; Metazoa; Chordata; Mammalia; Carnivora; Felidae. The record is from RefSeq and is a predicted model, not a curated record. Gene Ontology annotation, biological process: G protein-coupled receptor signaling pathway. Gene Ontology annotation, molecular function: G protein-coupled receptor activity. The transcript has a single exon. Gene Ontology annotation, cellular component: signaling receptor complex; endosome; plasma membrane.
GGUGAUGGGAAGGGGGGAGGGAAGACGCUCCAUUUCGCUCUCUGCAGCCCAGCACAGGGUGAAGCCUGAGCGCUCGAAUGGCCAACACCACAGUGCUGAACACCUCAGAAGUCGCCGUCUCGGCAGGGUUGAUCCUGGCGGCUGUCGUGGAGGCAGCAGCACUGCUGGGCAACGGCGCGCUGCUGGUCGUGGUGCUGCGUACCCCAGGACUGCGUGACACGCUCUACCUGGUGCACCUGUGCGUCGUGGACCUGCUGGCGGCCGCCUCCAUCAUGCCGCUGGGCCUGCUGGCCGCGCCACCGCCCGGGCUGGGCCGCGUGCGCCUGGGCCCCGCGCCGUGCCGCGCCGCGCGCUUCCUCUCGGCGGCGCUGCUCCCCGCCUGCACGCUCGGGGUGGCCGCGCUCGGUCUGGCGCGCUACCGCCUCAUAGUGCACCCGCUGCGGCCGGGCGCGCGGCCUCCGCCGGGCCUGGUGCUCACGGCCGUGUGGGCCGCCGCGGGGCUGCUGGGCGCGCUCUCCCUGCUCGGGCCGCCUCCCGCACCACCCCCGGCUCCACCGCGCUGCUCCGUCCUGGCCGGUGGCCUCGGGCCCUUCCGGCCGCUCUGGGCGCUGCUGGCCUUCGCGUUACCGGCCCUCCUGCUGCUCGGCGCCUACGGCGGCAUCUUCCUCGUGGCCCGCCGUGCGGCCCUGCGGCCCCCGCGGCCCGCGCGCGGCUCCCGGCCGCGCUCCGACUCUCUGGAUAGCCGCCUCUCCAUCUUGCCACCCCUCCGGCCUCGCCUGCCUGGGGGCAAAGCAGCCCUGGCCCCAGCCCUGGCCGUGGGUCAGUUCGCAGCCUGCUGGCUGCCCUAUGGCUGUGCGUGCCUGGCGCCCGCUGAGCAAGCCGCAGUGGCUGAGGCGCCCGUCACCUGGGUGGCCUACUCGGCCUUCGCGGUUCACCCCUUCCUGUAUGGCCUGCUACAGCGCCCCGUACGCCGGGCACUGGGCCGCCUUGCCCGCCGGGCUCUGCCCCAACCCCCGCGGGCCUGUACUCUCCGGGCCUGGCACCUGCCGACAUUUCUGCAGCACCUCCAGGGACCUUCAUUGGGCCCUGCCCUAGGCCCUCCUGGGGCACCAGAACAAGCCCCAGAUUUGCCAGAAGGGGAGAACCUGAGCAUGACAGGGGCCACCUGA